Lodderomyces beijingensis is the source of this 2454-nucleotide messenger RNA. The record is from the annotation of a GenBank genome assembly. Lineage: Eukaryota; Fungi; Ascomycota; Pichiomycetes; Serinales; Debaryomycetaceae.
AUGGAUUCAGGACCGUCAACACCGUUACCGUCGUCACAAGCAGAUCUACCCGAUCUACAUGAUGAUAGACUAGAGUUGGCCGACCAUGCAAACACGGAGCAUCUGGAAGAACCAGGAUCCAAAAAACAAAAGACAUCUAGAUCUAGAUCCACGUCAAAUUCAAAUUCAAACUCGGCAGCGGCAGCGGGUCCUCCCAAGAAGCUGAGUGCCGAGGCCUUGAAGCGAAGGCGCGAGAAUCGACAGAGAGCCGCUGCCGUGCUAGCCCAGAACUUGAAAAACUCGGGAGUGGGGCGGUUUGAGCAUGAGAACGGGUUUCGGUUGACUAGUGUCAGGCCCGUGCCCUUGAUCAACCAAAAGAACUACUACACAGAAUACUUGAAGCGGGACGAACAAGUUGCCUUUAUUCGAGAUCGAAGACUUGAACGCGAUUUGGAAAACAAAUUAAAGACGUUGAAGCAGAGCGGACAAUCUAUUGACAAACUCGAGGAAGCUAAAAACUUUGAUGACUUUGAUUUGAACAACAUCGAGACCGAGUUGAAGAAAAAACCCGAAGUUGUCGACGAUGACGAAGACGACGACGAAGAAGAGGACACUGAAGAAGCACGACAGGAAAAGGCCAAGAUUGGAGAAGACGUGAUUGUCAUACAACCGGGGCUGACGUAUAUCCGCAUUGGACGGGCCACCGAUGCCGUGGCCCAAGUAAUACCGAAUGUCAUUGCCGUGAGAAAGAAAACCAAUUGUGACAAGAAUCUAGUUCUACCGACACGAGAAUUCACCGAGGAUAAAGUCAUUCUCGAUGACAAUUUCGAAGAGCAAAAAAUCAUUGUUUCGAAAGAUUUCCGUCAAAGAAUGAGAUAUUACAAGCGUAGAAUCUUGCCCAACUCGCGAGAAACGGUGGCCAACUACAAUCGAAAGCAAGAACCCGAGGCGAUCGAGGAAUAUAACGACCCAGACAAGAAGGAAUGGAUCAGGCCCGACUCUAGAGCAUACUAUACCGGUGAAGAUGCAUUGAGGCUUGUGUUGAAUGACGAAUGGACUUUGCGGUAUCCAAUGUUGAAUGGCAACUUUAACGAGUACUCGAAAGAUUACAACACGAGACACGAGAUUCUUGGCGACUUGUUGAACAUUCUCAACGACGCCUUGACUGGUGUCGACGUGAAAAACAUGAAGGCAAUGCUAAUAAUACCCGAUUUGUACGAUAAGACCUAUGUGGAAUCUUGGUGUGAGCUAUUGUUGAGGUUUGUCGGAUUCGGCAAGAUGGGCGUGAUCCAAGAAGCAGUGGCGGCGACUUUUGGCGCCGGGGCAUCUACAACUUGUAUAGUUGACGUGGGCGCCUACACUACAAAAGUCAGCUGUGUUGAUGAAGGGUUGGUUGUUGCAGACUCAAGGUUGGUUUUAAACUACGGGGGCGAUAAUAUCACCGAGGCCUUUGUCAAGCUAGCCCUAGGCAAUUGGUUCCCUUAUAGGGAGAUCAACUUGGCCAACUCGUAUGAUUGGGAACUUGCCAAGUCACUCAAGGAGAAAUUUACAACUUUCCAAGAUGCCGAUAUCGCGAUUCAAUUGUAUCAUUUCUUCAGAAGAAGCCCCUUUCACCAAACGGAAAAAUACGAAUUUAAAGUCUUUGAUGAAGUCAUGUUGGCGCCCAUGGGGUUAUUUUUCCCCAAAUUUUUGUCAAAGCAGCUGAGCCCCGCGCUCAUGAGUCUGACCAAGCCCAAUAGAAUAACCUUGGAACGGUUAUUUCCCAAAUCCGUCGACCAAUAUAACGGCCAACCCGAUAACCCGAGAAGUAGAGCGCAGGAUAAAUUGAAGAACAAUUUGAAUUACUGCGAUGUUGACGAAACAGGAUUAUUCAUGAGGCUUGUUGACGAUUCGCAAGAAAGCGAAGCAAACGAGUCGCCUUUGCAAAUGCCAUUGGAGAAAGCCAUAAUCGAGUCCAUCACCAAUGCAAGUUUAACUGAUCCGGGCAAGAUGAAAAAGUAUUACGAUAAUAUAUUGGUUGUUGGAGGCGGUCUUGCCAAGACCGAUGGAUACGACUUGAUCCUUGCCGAUAGGAUCAAUAUUUGGCGACCAAGGUAUCUUGGAACUACGUCGUUUGGUUCGAUUAUAUCUUAUCUCAACACCGAAGUCAAGAAAAGCUCGCUACAGAGGCAAAAGUUGAUUGACGAGGCCAAGGGCGAGGAUGAUACCGUGGCCAGCGAUGUGCUCGAUAAGAUUGACGCCGAAUGCGAGUUGCAAUUGGAUCUCGACAAAAUAGACCAAUUAGCCGAAGACGGGACACAUAUUCCGGUGAACAUCUUGCCCACGCCAAGGGAGUUUGAUCCGGCGAUGUUGACUUGGAAAGGCGGUAGUGUUUACAGUCGACUAAAAGUUGUCAACGAAAUGUGGAUCAACCAAAAAGAUUGGGAUUUAUUGGGAAGUAGAAGUUUGUACUACAAGAGUAUCUGUAACUAUUAA